AUGAAUAAUGGAAUGAGAAGAGAAACAUACAAAACAAAUGGGUUCAUAUACGAAUGUGCCGUGGAUAAGCAUACUGGAGGAGUGGUUUGGAGAGCAGUCGCAUGCUACAUAAACGAUGAGAAAUUUGGUCCAGGAACAUUUGUGAAAGGAAGAUACGAUUCCGUCUAUCUUUGCUAUAGAAAUAGUGAUGGUAUAUUACGCAUCCGAAUGAGAAAACCUGUGCACGAUCAUUGUCUCGCUGCCACUGAAGAUCCAAACUGUCAACAGGGAAUUUUACAGGGUAUCUGGAACUCGAACUUUGGCCUUGCCACAGGCAUCGCCUACGACUCAGUCACCAAUAAGCCUGUCGAAACAUCUCCACAUACAGUACAGAACACAACAAAAGCACCGAUUUACGAAUAUCCGAAAAUCGAGCCGUACGAUUUGCUGCGCUCGAUAAGAGGAGAAGUUAAUCCUGAAGACGUUACUGAGCUUCCAGAACAAUUCAUUCAACCUGGAGAUAUACUUCCAUGA
Molecule: messenger RNA, 513 nt
Organism: Cylicocyclus nassatus
Lineage: Eukaryota; Metazoa; Nematoda; Chromadorea; Rhabditida; Strongylidae
Source: the annotation of a GenBank genome assembly